Molecule: messenger RNA, 201 nt
Organism: Adineta steineri
Lineage: Eukaryota; Metazoa; Rotifera; Eurotatoria; Adinetida; Adinetidae
Source: the annotation of a GenBank genome assembly
AUGUUAUGUCUUUUUGCUAUUAUUUAUCUUUUAGGACAUGUACUAUUUAUUAUAUUUGCAUGGAUUAUACCAAAACGACGACAAAAAAUAUUUUUAAAAAAAAUGCCUCAAGCAAAUAAUAUAUCAGAUGAAAAUCAAUUAAUUGAAUUAGAAAAUCUACUUGGUUAUGAACGUAGCAUGGAUAAAAUAACAAUUGAUUAA